This is a messenger RNA of Dendrobium catenatum, 802 nucleotides long. RefSeq names its product bZIP transcription factor 11. The transcript has a single exon. Gene Ontology annotation, molecular function: transcription cis-regulatory region binding; DNA-binding transcription factor activity. The record is from RefSeq and is a predicted model, not a curated record. Gene Ontology annotation, biological process: positive regulation of DNA-templated transcription. The coding region runs from base 125 to 565 and encodes 146 amino acids. Lineage: Eukaryota; Viridiplantae; Streptophyta; Magnoliopsida; Asparagales; Orchidaceae. Gene Ontology annotation, cellular component: nucleus.
UCCUUUAUUCCCUUUUCUUCCUCUGCUCUCUCUAGCUUCCUAAGUUUCUUAAAAUUGUUUCGAUUUGUGCCCUUUUUAUUCCCAUAAUUAUAUUAGACCCCCCUGACCCAGACCGGUCGAACCGAUGGAAUUCCUUGCAGCCCUCGAGGGAUGGGAGCCUCGGCCGGCUGUCAAGCCGGAACCAUCCGGCCCGGCCAAGACGCCCGAAGAGGAGCGGCGGUUAAGGAGGAUGAUAUCGAACCGUUUGUCCGCUCGACGGUCGAGGAUGCGGAAACAGCGACACCUCGACAACCUCCAGAGUCAUCUGAACCGGCUGAAAUCAGAAAACCAGGAUUUAACGAACCGCCUCGGUGCCUUGGUUCACUACUCCCUUCUCCUGAGGGGUGAAAACGACCGGCUUUUGUCCGAGUGGACCGUUCUGUAUAACCGGCUCACCGAAAUCGAACAUGUCAUCCGUUUCCGACAGUUUCAGCGGCUGAGUUCGCUGACGACCGCCGCCAUCUGCGGUGGUUUCGGAUCAAGCGCCACCGUUGGAGAACCCAAUAUCUCGUCGUUAAUCGUAUAAAGAACAAGCUAAUCGCCAACUUAAACCCAAAAAGCCCUCUCCUAUAAAUUUAUGAAAGAGGAGGACGUAAAUGAUAGCUCGUAUCUGAGACAAAAAGCCUCGUCGUUAAGAUCUUUUAUGUUUUUUUGAGAAAUAGGGUUGUUAUGUAAAAAGAGAAUAGUAAGGUAGUUUUUAGUAAGUUUGAAAAUGCAAGACGGUGACGUUUGGUUUCUUAUUAUAAUAUCACAAAUUUGUCAA